AUGAGAUGGAGAAAUCAAAAUCAACAAGAUAUUCUCAUUCACAAUAUUCGAUGUUGGGGUUUAACAAAAGAUCAAUUCGGAUUUCAUUAUGUUUGUGAUGAGGAGAAGAAUAAAGUAAGAAGAUGGAAAAUUCGAGGAGAAAGACUUGACAAAGAAGGAAAAUUAGUGGCUGGAGGAAAUGGCGAAGGAAAUCAUCUGAAUCAAUUGAAGUAUCCCAAUGGAAUCAUUGUUGAUGAUAAAGGUCAAAUUUAUGUUGUAGAUUUAUUUUUGUGA
Adineta ricciae is the source of this 273-nucleotide messenger RNA. Lineage: Eukaryota; Metazoa; Rotifera; Eurotatoria; Adinetida; Adinetidae. The record is from the annotation of a GenBank genome assembly.